Molecule: messenger RNA, 10173 nt
Organism: Brassica rapa (field mustard)
Lineage: Eukaryota; Viridiplantae; Streptophyta; Magnoliopsida; Brassicales; Brassicaceae
Biological process (GO): positive regulation of transcription by RNA polymerase II
Cellular component (GO): Ino80 complex; MLL1 complex; NSL complex
Molecular function (GO): protein binding; G-quadruplex RNA binding
Source: RefSeq, a predicted model, not a curated record
UUCUUUUUUUUUUCCGUCUGAAGGGAUUCAUUCAUUCAUAGUUAAACACUGUUACAAAGGCUGGCAGAAAUCAUGAAAUCUCCAGAAACUAAAGCCUAAAGGAAAGACUACUUGAGCCCACAACGGGGCGACUUGAGCCCACAUCGGAGCGAUUUGAGCCCACAUCGGGGCGACUUACAGACACCAAACAAAUACGGGUAAAAACCAAUCACCCAUAACUAAAACAUUACAAACAUGAAAAUCUACAGACAAACUGACAUUUCAGUGCACAUGACCUUCCAAUAUAGCAACCGCAGAGAUCUGGACAAAUCGAAGCUGCUCUCGGCCAACCAACGAUUCCAUCCGCUUCAAAACCCGAAGACCCUCAGUCUUCUCAACCCGGAUCUAUCGUUGCCGCCUAUGGCCUGCCGAACGAUACCAUUAGUAAUCAAGGACCAAGACUUCACAACCCGACAAGUAAGCAACUUUCGGAUACGGUUUGAACGCACUCUCUGACGUCCACUUUACACCUAGAUAGAAGUCUCCCAGACACCUCCACACAAACAAGCCUCGUCAAUUGAUUCCCAUAACAAACGCAUUCAAAAACAAACCACAUCAACGAGAAAUCACUGCACCACCAACUGAAAGAGAAUUCUGCAACUGAAAUUAUCACACACCAAACCCAAAAACUAAACACGGGACUCACAACCCUCUGAUAUAAUCCGGUUCCACAACCGAUAGAACAUCAUCUUCAUAUCAGGGUCAUCACAAACGUUAAGAAUAAAAGUCCAGACCUUAGCAAAGGAAACACUCAGAGGAUAGACAGGGUCAUCAUAAGUGGCCUCUAGCCGAAAGAACUUGCAUCUCGCUCCUAAGCCCGAAACUGAACAGACUAGUCGGGAAUGAAAACCGAACCUUGACUACUGCGAUGGAACAAGACCUUAACUGAUAGCGACUUCAAGAAGUGCAGAGACCAUACCGUAAAGGCCUCUUCUUCGGUUGACCACGACUUCUUCGAGCCUCCUUGCUGAGCUUGUCUUUGAACACCGAAGGACCAAAGCUUCUUUCUAUCGUCUGUUACACCACUCCUUCUGCCAUCUCACCGUCGUAGAGUACGGUAGAUCCAGGCUCCAGGAGACGUCUCACCUAUACCACGCGCCCUCGUCGUGAAGGCUCUGGAAGUGGAAAAUUUGAAUCUGACAAAACCCUCAGUUCUAAAAGCCGACCUCCAAUCCAUCUCCUCCGCUCCAACCUCACGUCGACACCAGAAAUCCAAGACGAACACCGGAUCUGGUCGCUACUCCAUUGCCGGCAUGUCUCUUCUUCCAGGGCAAACAGUAUAUCGGAGAGAGAAAGGGAGGUAGGAGAGGAAGCAAAGAAGGAAAACGGAGGAAAGGGAAGGAAAGGAGCUCCGGCAACGUCGCAGUGACGCGUACGCGCCGGAGAUAACACGGUGGUCUUUAGAUCGCUUCGAGAGGCAAAGACGCUUUUUUCUUUUUUGCCUUGUGUUGUCUUCUCCUUUACAAUGUAUUGGUCAUACAUAUUCUAUAGUUGUAAAAUUAAAACCACUAAAGAUUACGUUUUCAGUCAUAACUUGGAUUGACAUUAGAACCGAAGCAAGCAGAGUAGCAGACCCACUGUAGCAUCUUUGAUCACGUGGAACCGCGUGAAUUACCGGCGCAAUCUUCAUUUGAUAAUUAUUAAGCGCAUUUGAUGAUAAUAGUUAAGCGAUUUAAAAGUUUAUAUUUUUGUGGAAGUCCCUUUAAGUCUCGAGGCUGACAAAUCAUUUAGUUUUUUUUUUAAUUAAAUCGAAGUAUCUCCAAUCUAUUGAAGACUCUAGAAAAAAAAAUGCAAUCCAAAUAUAAAAUUUGUUUAUGGCAUUCAAAUAUGGACCGAAGACGAGAAUUUAUAUUCAUGUUGACAGUGGGUGAGGAACAAAUUUAAUUUAUUUCUCACAUAGUUAUAUACUACUUUAGAUGGGAACAAAUUCUGAAAUGCGAAUUAUUAUACAUAUAUAAGCGAAAGCAAAUUUGUUGAAAAAUGAAAAAUCUAGCGUAGUGGAUAUAGACUAUAAACAAAUAUACUGUUAAGAAUGUGGGGGAUAGAUAUAUCAAAAUUUCAUAGUAUUAUUUUUUUCUCUCAUAAAUGUGUUUGUUAGAUGUAUAUUUUCGAUACUUUAUAAAUAUAUUAUAAAAAUUUGUUCAAAUAAAAAGAAAUUUACAAAUCGAUAUUCUCAUCUUCUAUUGCAAAUUGUUGACAGUCUCGUGUAUUUUAAAUUGUUCAUACAUAAUAUCAGGUCACGAGUGAGAUUUGACUUCUCAAUCCUUAUUGCUAGAUUUGAUCACGCCUUUUGAUCAAAUCUUCGGUAUCGACGGACCAAUUAAUACAAACCCAAUUUCAAAAGAUAAAUUCUCACCAAUACCAUUAGUAUCCCCUUGAUGAUUUGUGUAUUUGAUUUUAUUUUGCUGGGAAAAUCCCUUUACUUUUUAUAAAAGCUCAUUUAUUUGCCUCGAAGUCUUGAAGAAUUGUGAAAAAAAAAACAAUCAUGAGAAAUUGAGCAUAUAUAUUCUAAAAGAAAAUUCAGGAAAUUUGUAACAUUUGAAAUACCCAAAAACAUGAUACUUUACAGUUUAUAAUAACAAUUAGUUUAGUCAUCGGUCCAUAAUUUUUUUGUAAAAACAAAAAGCUUAUUCAAAAAUCAAAAUCAAGAAGUAGAACAUCAAACAAGUAUAGGGCCCAUUCCAAAACAUGAAUUUUGUCUAGGAAAAACGGGAUUUUCGUUAACUUUUUCGUUACAUAAUUAAUUUUUUGUCAUUGAUCCCUAAUAUAUAAAUCUAGCAUGGCUGUUCGUACUUAAUAGUUAAUAUGUACCGGAAAAAUAAUCGUAUUCAGGGGCGCGAGACAUGGCCUUUUAUAUACUUAGAAUUUCUUGUUGACUAAAUCACUAUUUUGUCUUCAUUUGUAAAUGUAAUUAUUUUGGUUUAAUAAAAAAUCAAAGGAGCUCCUAACUUUGAUGACUCGGGAUCCUCAUGAUUAAACUAGUUUUUUUUUUAUUUUUUUUUAUGAUUAAACUAGUUGCCUAAUGUCUCUUUUGUCUUUUGCCUUUUGUCUUUUUUUUUCUUUACUUUUUUUUCGUUUUUUUUCGUUUUUUUUCUUCCUUCGAAUAACAUUAUUUUUGUUCUUAUAAUUUUUGAUAAUUUGACGAGAUUAGUAGAUAGCAUUGGCUUAUUUUUGUGGUGGGUGACAUUUAUGUUAAGGGACUCGCAAAUAUUGUCGCGGGUCUGAUGAAGUUCUAAUUUUGUUCUUCUAUAGUUCGUAUAUAGCUAGAAUAUUAAAUACUUAAAUGUCCUAAAACAUUAUAAACACUAGAUGUCUGUAGAAUGUCGACAUUUGUAUAGAAAAUAUAUGUCUAUUAACCGCUAAGUUUGUUAUAGAUGUUUUCAAACGUCGACAAAAGAAAGAAUGUUUUCAAAUUAUAUAUUUCGAUUAUAUCUCUGACUAUAUUAAAUAAAUCCAUCAACAAUAGGUAAUGCUAUAUGUAGUCAUGCUUAAGCUAAUGAGGUUAUACAAUUCAAAUGAUUAACAUUGUCAUCCAACAUAGUUGCAAAAAAAAAAAAACAUUUUCAUCCAACAUUCUUUUUACUUUAUAAAACACCACAUAAAUCAUCGUAUUCUUAGAAAAAACAUAUACAGUAUAUCUUUUUUAAAAACAUAUAUAUCAAUUGUUUAUAAUUUAUAAGAGAUGUGUAUAGUUUCGGGAGAGUCAAGCUUCAAUCCACCAAGAAAACAUCAAAAUAAUACAUCAUUUUGAGGUAAAAAUGAGAGGAUGUGAAUAAUGUUACAUUCUAUUUGAGAAAAUACUAUUUACAAAACUCAUUUUAAUGUUAAGAUUUUUCUAUUUGUUUAAUAAUCUCUAAAAUUUUACAAAACUUCAUCGUAUAUAUGCAUAAAAACAAUCAUAUACAAAUAUUACUUAAUGUUUUUUGUUUAAUUUGUGAAUAAUAAUUAAAAUUUAAAUGUAAUUAUAAAUAAAAAGUUAAUUAAAUACUUAAAUAUAAAAUUUAUAAUUUAAUAAUGAUAUAUAUAAAAUAAAAUAAACAAUAACAUUAAUAAUACAUAACUAUUACAAAAACACAAAAAAAUUUAACACAACAUAGAAUAAUUAUUGUCGAAAAUAGUAUUGUUUAAAUAGAACUCUAUUAUUGUUUUGUAUGGGGUUAUGUAAUUUUAAUGGUGUAAGAAAUACUUUAUUCAAACAAAAUUAAAGUUUAGUUGAAAUUUAAAAAAAAUGAUUAUAAUUUUAAAUCUUAUCGAAUAAAAUGUGUCAUUAAAAUGAACAAGAAGUUGAAAAAUGAAUAUAUUAAAAACAAUGGAAGAAAUGAAGAAAACCAUUUCAGUGAAACUCAAACUCAAAAUAAGUUUGCAGUUUACAAAAAAAUAUUUAAAAUACGUUUACUUCAUUUUGAGAAAAUAAAUGAAAAAAAAACAAUUAGAGAUGGUCUAAGUUAAGUCAAAGCUGAAUCAACGCCAAUCUAGCCGUAAAUUCUACUCCCUCCGCUUCAUAAUAGAUAAUGUUUUAGAAGAUUUUUGUUGUUUCAAAUAGAUGAUGUUCUAAUAUUUUUAUGUUAUUUUUAAUUUUAUUGAAAACUGUGUAACCAAUUAGAUGUUGUAGUCAUUUCUGUAAUUGGUUGGAUGAUUUUUAAAUUAUACUAUAUUUUUUAAACUACUUUUUAGAAAAAAAGUAAAUUUAUUAAUCUUUGUGCACUAAGUAAUGUAUUGUGAAAUAGAGGGAGUAAUACUUAUCAUCAAAUUGUGUGCAUUGGAAUGAUUAUAAGAGGUGAUCCGAGAUUUUUUUACCAGUCGAUGUGAUCUAAGAUGUUAAUGUUAUUAGUAUGUUUCGAUAAAAUGUAAUUACGAUUUUUCACCUCCCACAAGUCCGGCAGAGAGCGAAGAAUGAGCAAAGGUAAUCUUAUUAUAGGAAAGAUUCAAGAAUAAGGAUCACCUCCAGUUAUUAUUAUGUUGAUGUCUAUCACAGUAUCACUCUCGAGCCUUGUGCUCACCUUUCUUUUCGCGGCAUCUCUCCCUCUCUCUCCAUCUCUUUAUAUAUAUGCUACUCAAUCGUUGAUCAAAAAAUAUGCUACUCAAUCAUUCUUCUCACUAACAGUAAUUUCCGACAAUCUUCUCAAUGAUUAUAUCUAUUAUCUAUACGUCGUGUUAGAAAAAAGCUAUAUCUUUUAAGACGAGACUCAUUUAAGCAGCUAGUGUAAGUAAGGAUUUAGAUGUGAAUCCGAUCUUUAUAAAAUGUUAGGAGUAUUAAGUAAAAAGAAGAUUUAUGUUCGCUUUUAAUGUGAGUGUAAGUUCAUUUUCCCUGCUACAUAUUUCAUUAUGAACAAUUCUGAGACUUAACAAAACAAAUUUUAUUUGUAAUCUAUAUAUAACAAAUGAGAACAAUUCCAAGAAAUUACAAAAUACGAAAACUCUAGGAACACCGAUUACAUGAUUUAAAUAUUCAUCGCCAGACCCAAUAAUAAGACCUUACAAAAUUAGCAAAACCUUGACAAUUCAGUAUCCAAUUAAAACGAAUCACCUAUGAUAUAAAUUAACACGUUUACUUUGGUUAACUAUCAACUGUUUUGGUUUUCGAGAACUUAGAAUACCAUCUACAAUGUUUGUAUACAUUAAUUAACAAAUAAAGUUCAAGCCAAAAUCUAAGCUAAUUACCAAAUUACAUAUGAAAUUUUGAGUAUUUUGUUAUUUAUGCAUCCAUUAGUAUCAAACAUAAUUGAAACUAUAUGAAAUAGACUCGACCCUAGCUAACUAGGUCCUCAACGUUAGAAAAUCGUUCACUCGCUUAAGUAUUACAUAAUCUUGUGGUUUCAUGAACUGGUGAUAUACUGGUUUAAAACAUUAAUUUGUCUGCUCUUUCCUUGAUAAGGCUUGCUUUUAACUCGCAUAUACUACGUACUCAUUAUAAAAAUAACCAAGUUACGUUUUCAAAACUGUUUAGUUAACUAAGUGCUUUUCAGCUAGUAUUUUUUUUAAACCUAUAAAAGUUCUCUCUUUCUCUCUUCAUCUUCUAUAUGCUAUAAUGCUAAUACAUAGCCAUUAUUUUUUUUAUUUUUUUUUGACAACAUACAUAGCCAUUAUAAUGUCUGUGUAAAACAUCAGUAAAUAUGAAUCGCGUUACUCUCACAAGUAUACAGUCAUGACUCAUGUAAGUAGAUUUGAACGAAUGGAUGCAUUUUCUUGAAAUAACAUUUUCUCCAUUACGCCUUUGUGACCAUAUCAUUUUUUUGCUUAAAGCUAAGUUAUAAUUAUGCUCUUUCCGCUAAAAACGGGUUUUGUCUUGUUGGAAAUAAAGGAAUGAAGUGACUCAAAGCGUCUUCCUAAAGCUAAGAUAUUCGAUUUACUGCGUUAGGAAUUAACUUUAUUCCAUUACAAAACGCGAACAAUACUUUGAAAACAAAAGCGAGGGAGAAAAAAAACUAAUGUUUGAUUUUGAAGAUGUCCCUAGUGUUGAAAUUCUUGUGCAGUCACUUUAUACGAAUUUACCACCGUACGUAUAUAUAACAACAAAAAACAAAAAAAAUAUACAAGGUGAUGUGAUUGUAACUGUGGUUCAUGAAUACAUGGCAAGUUAAGUAUAAUAAGCAAGUCUAAUUAUGUAACCCUACGCGACGAACACUGCAUGCCAAUAGUAGAAACAGUACGUACGAUCACGAGAUCAAACUUCUACGUACUUUACUUUCUUAGGAUCCCUCCACUUGUAGGCACUAGCGCCAUGCCACGUGGUCCCCCUGCAUUAGCUUUAUGGGCCUCAUAAAAGCCCGUGGGACCGUCUCUCCAUCCAUGCACAUGCUUCACAUUAAGCUCUAGCAUGUUGUGUGUAUAUAAAAAUACUAGUCUUAAUACGCAUAUUUAAGUACAUAUAAGCGUAUAAUCUAAUAGCCCUAUAUAUGCCUUUUAAGGAGAAGAGACCGGCCGAAGAAAAGACAGCGUUGUGGUCUCCACGAAGGUUACAAAGACUCAUUGUCACGUGACCACCACUAUUCUUCAGAGUCUUAUAAUAUGUGUGUUAUAUAGCUCAUAUGUAUAAACAUUUAUUUAUAGAAUUUAGAUAGUUUUGUAUUUGCUUGUAGACCAUUCAAGAAUCUUUAGCACUAUACUCGAGUUUCAGGUUAAAUAAGCGAGGGCCUAUAAGAUCUAUAGAAUUUAAUAUUAAGCAUUCAGCAUCAAUAUGCUUUGGCCCAAGACUGUGGACGUUAGUGGGUUUUGCUUUGGGCAUUACAACCGAAGUGUACUUUACCAUGACUUCUAAGCUGAUGGGCUUAACUUUAUAGCCCAUUGCACACAUCUGGAACUUUUUGCGUUAAGAAAUAGUAUUAUUUUUGCGUUAAGGGUAAUAUUUUUUUAGUGCAUCAUCGUUUUGUCGUUUUCAAAAGUUGUAUGGAAUCCAGUGGUGGCUUGAAACUCUAAUGGAAGAAGUAUGAGCAUCAAUGCUUCUUUGGAGUUUACAUCCUAAUCGUUCCAUUCGAUUAGACUUCCAUAUAUAAACCGCCUAACGUAACGCAUAUUUAACAUUAUUAUUUCUUUUAAAUUAAUUAAGUUAAUCAUCAAAUUGCUAAUGUCGGUUUAUUUAUUUUACGGUCACUGAUUAGUCAUUGGUAGUUAAUAAAAAUCUUAUUAUAUAAAAAAAUCAAAACUAUUUUUCACAAGAAAAUAACAUAAAAUCAAUCAGGAAAAGGAUAUAUAUCGAGAUUUUUUUUAAAUUGGGUUAAAUUAAAUUAAUCGGAAAACGAGAAGACUAAGGAGUUAUUUCUUUUUAUUUGGCUAAUUAAAAACGUUAAUUAUAGAAAAUUAAGAUUCGGUGGCUGAUUUAGAAAAUAUUUCCUUUCUCAAUAUCUCAUCGACUCAAUAGAAGCUUCUAUCGUUUCCCUGAAGAAAAAGCUUUUAUCGUUUGCGUCUCCGAUGGCGUCUCACUGGAUCCCUGAAGAUGACUUUCGUCUCAGAAAAUCUAUCGAGAAUGGAGCUUCUCUAGAGUCACUAGCUAAAGGAGCAGUCAAGUUCUCUAGGAGAUUCACACUAUCAGAACUAAGAGAUCGAUGGCAUUCGCUUCUGUACAACCCUCAUGUCACAUCUCUAUCUUCAUCAGUCGCAUUCGAUCACACGUACUCGGAUCAGUUUCUUCCACAAUCUCAUCAUAACCAUCAUCACGGAACACCAGUCAGGUCUCAGUAUUACACGGCGUGUAAGAGGAGGCGUUUGGAGGAGAUGCAUCCUCUUAGUAACGUUGAUAACUGUGUCAUUAACGAAGAUCUUGAUCACGUUGCGUUUGGAGGAAACGCGUUCGAAGGCUCUGAGUAUUUCGACUUGGAGUUUGAUGCGGUUGAUUUGGCAAUCAUUCAUAACUCUUUCCCAGGUAUCAUGCCUCAAGAAGCUGAUGAUGAUGGAAUGGUGAAUCAGUUAUUCAACGAUUGUGAUGUUUCGGACACAACAACAACAGCAAAUGCAUUAGAACAGCUUUUGCUUCAAGAAGACUCUGAAGAUCCUAUGUUUCAAUCUUUCAACGAGACAACAUCAGUGUCACAUGAUCAAGCAGAGACUUGGAUUGAUCCAGAGUAUUGUCAUAGUGCUAUGUUAUUGCCUGAUUGGGAUCCACAUCCAGAAGUCAAUAACGGUGUUAUCAUAUGCACUUUAAACAAAGAGUCCGAUGAGAUUCCAAAUAACGAUGAUAUUGACUUUACUAUGUACACACAGAAAGCUCGAAACCCGUCAUCAUCACUGAGGAAGCAUAUGAGACCACCUCCGUAUCCAAACAGAGGACCAUCAUCAUCGUCAUUACAAGCCAGAGGUAAUAAUGACAUGUUCCACAGUUCUGGUAGUGGAGAUAGUGUUGUUACAGAACAAGGAAGUUGUUCUAAUGCAUUCAAGGCUAGCUAUACCGAGAAAGCUACUUCUAGUUUUACUACAACUACUUCAACAUCACAACAACACUAUGAACAUACUUUGUGUUCAGAGAUGGAUAUAACUACUCCAAUGUUACAAGAGGAAGACAACGAUGAAAUUGAGAGUGAUGAAGAUUUGCCUUCCUAUUCAGAUGUUGAAUCUAUGAUUCUUGGGAUGGACCUUGAACCAAUUGGUCAAGACCGGUACGAGUUGGAAGCGUCAAGAUAUCGAAACGAGGAAGUGGCGCGAAUGAUAAUGAGAUUAGAGCAGAGUUCUAAGUCUUACAUGAACCGUAACAUCACUUCUCAUGAAGCUUUUGCUAUGCUAUACGGAAGCUCCAAGCAUUACAUUAAUAAACCUGAGGUGUUACUUGGACGAGCGACUGGUGAAUAUCUAGUGGAUAUCGACUUAGCAAAGUCAGGGUCUUGGAAAAAAAUCUCUAGACGACAGGCUCUAAUCAAGUUGAAGAAAGAUGGGUGUUUUGUAAUCAAGAAUCUUGGGAAGUUUUCGAUAUGGAUAAACGAGAAAGAAGUUCAACAUGGAGAGAUUGUUAAUAUCAGUAACAAUAGCUUAAUCCAGGUGAUUAUUUUUUGUUACUUGUGUUUCAAUAUUAGGUUAAAAAGAACCGAAGCUGAUCAAUCUCUUUACGUGUUUGCAGAUACGAGAAAUGUCGUUCAUAUUCGAGACGAACGAGAAAGCAGUCAAAAGAUAUCUAGAUGGAAUUCACAAAUGAGAUUAUAUAUGUAUAGCUAUUACUCGUACUAGUAGAGACUUCUUUUUUGUUAAAUUAGUAGAGACUUUAUGUUAAAUACUUGUAUGAUCAUCAAAACAUAACACUUGAAUUUGAUCCAAUCAAAAGUUGGAUGAUUUAAAAAACUGGGGUCUUUUCGUUUGUUUUUUCGAAAAGUCAUCGUAAGAUAGUCAAUAAACAGUGAAAGAAAAGGUGAGAAGAACAAAAAUCGAAUCAAUUCGAUGAGGAUCUAUGAGUGCACUGAUGCAAAUAAUGGGCAGUGUAUACUAUAUAAAAUAAUGUGGGGCGUAUUCCUAUACUUUAAAUUAAUGAAAACUCCUAAAGUGGACCAAUAAAAUCAUUAAAUUCGCUUAAUAAAAAAUCAUGAAUCGCUGUUAAGAUUCGAUGGGUUUCAAUAUUGGCCCUCCCCACCUUCUGCCCAUACAGAUCCAACUAAUUCCCUUAUUUUAUUCUAAAUUUUAUAAAUACUUUAUCAAUGGUGUCAUGAACAUAGUUUU